AUGGCCGUCAUCGAUUCAUUUAAGGCCAACACCACUAGCGUCGAUUUCCAAUGGCCUGUUGAGGUCACUGGUCUCGAGCGUAUCAUGCUCUCUGCCCAUGGCGAUUUGCAACGACUACUCAGCGCAUUUUUUGCUCGCACCAUCACUAUCAAGACCAUCUACUCGCAUACAUCUCCUAGAACCCAUCCCGCUUCCCUCGAAGAGCCCCUCACACAAAGGCGAGAGGUUCAUCUCGUCUGCAACCGCAAGACCGUAUGUGUUGCCACUUCAACAGUCACGAUCACGACGCCACACUGCGAGCGCCUCUUCCUCGACGAGAAGUUCGCGAUCGGCCAGAUGUUCCGCAAGGUAGGCAAGGUCCCCGAGUUCGCGCUCCUCAACUGCGGCCUUGAAGAUGCCGAGGGUGACGUACAGAAGCUCUGGCGGCGCUAUAUCUUGGCGAUGGACGGCUUCGAAUGCGACAUCACGGAGGUGUUCCCUGACAGGGACAUGUUCGUUCGAGACUCGUGGAUUGAAGAGGGCAUCACCGGGGAUGUCGGUGUGGAGGAGGGCAAGCAGCGAUAUGCUGCUGCACAAACUUCCUCUCACGUCUCAGUUGGCGCAUGA
Molecule: messenger RNA, 606 nt
Organism: Heterobasidion irregulare TC 32-1
Lineage: Eukaryota; Fungi; Basidiomycota; Agaricomycetes; Russulales; Bondarzewiaceae
Exons: 3
Coding region: 1-606 (201 amino acids)
Source: RefSeq, a predicted model, not a curated record